CACAAUUGUGUUAUUUAUGUGUUAUGUAUUAUUUUUAUAAGAUUACAUUACUGAUCAUUAUUAAUUCUUCUUUCACUUCUCAAUUUUCACAGCACCCACCCAGACACAAGCUUUAGAUGGUAGGGAUUAUGUCUGAGUUGUUAACUGAUGUAUUGCAGAACUAAGUAACAGAUAUUAAUAUUUCUUUGAAUGAAGGAAUGAGAAAUUGUAGUUGCAUGGUUUUCUGAAUACAUCAUCUCUCCCCAAACCAAUUCCAAACUCCGAAUAACUGGCGUCUUUAUAGAGAAUACAUUUGCUGUGAUUCUCUAAAAUAUCGCAUGGUGGCGCUGCAGGCUAAGGCGUCAAAAACCAAAAAAGUCAGCUCUGAGGAGCUCUAUCUCAGAUCUCUAGCCCGAGGAAAGUCUGUGAGCUGAGCUCAAGACCAGUAAGUCUCUAGCAAAUGCUGCCCAUCGACAUUUCCGGAGAGGUUACCGACUGAGAGAUCCUUCACUGUCUCAGUCCCCUGGCGCACUAAGACAGAACUAGCCACUGUUUCUGGAAAGUUGCUUGCAGAAAGUAAAGAUGGAUACCAAAGGGGAGAGCUUUCCUAAACAAAGGCAAGUCUUUAUUCUUUGUUUCUUGCUGGGAGAGGCUCUGGCAGGUUGGGAAUCCCGCCGCUAUUCCGUGAUGGAGGAAACAGAGAGCAGCUCCUUAGUGGCCAACCUGGCCAAGGACCUGAGGCUGGGAGUGGAGGAGCUAGCUGCACGGGGCGCCCGGGUGGUCUCUGAGGAUAACCAGCUCGCCUUGCAGCUUGAUCUGCAGACUGGGGAGUUGAUAUUAAAUGAGAAACUGGACCGGGAGAAAAUGUGCGCCACCGAUCCUUGCAUAAUGCAUUUCCAAGUGUUACUGAAAAAACCAAUGGGAGUAUUUCAAGCUGAGCUACUAGUAAGAGAUAUAAACGAUCAUUCUCCUGAGUUUCCUGAAAGAGAUAUGGCGGUGAAAAUUCCAGAGAACAGCGCUCCUGGCACUGUGUUUUCUUUGAAAAAAGCCCAAGACCUAGACGUGGGCAACAACAACAUCCAAAACUACAAUAUCAGCCCCAACUCUCAUUUCCAUGUUUUCACCCGCAAUCGGGGGGAUGGUAGGAAAUACCCAGAGCUGGUCCUGGACAAAGAGCUGGAUAGAGAGGAACAGGCAGAAUUCAAAUUAACCCUCACAGCGCUGGAUGGCGGCUCUCCACCUAGAUCUGGCACCGCCCAGGUCCACAUCUCAGUUUUGGAUGUCAAUGACAAUGCCCCUGAGUGUGCACAGGGGCUCUACCAGGUGCGAGUCCCAGAGAACAGCCCUGUGGGGGCGCUGGUUGUCAAGGUGUCUGCUAAUGAUUUAGACACUGGGACAAAUGGAGAGAUAGCAUACUCCCUUUUUUAUAGUUCACAGGAGUUAAGCACAACUUUUGAGCUGAACAGUCUUUCAGGAGAAGUUCGACUUAUUAAACAACUAGAUUUUGAGACAAAAUCCUCCUAUGAGCUGGAUAUAGAGGCAACUGAUGGUGGGGGGCUUUCUGGAAAAUGCUCUGUCUCCAUUGAGGUAACAGAUAUUAAUGACAACUUCCCAGAAAUAACUGUUUCAUCACUUACCAGUCCUAUUCCUGAAAAUUCCCCUGAGACCGAAGUGGCUUUGUUUAGGAUUCGGGACCGAGACUCAGGGGACAACGGGAGGAUGAUUUGCUUCAUACAGGAUGAUCUCCCCUUCUUCCUGAAACCAUCUCAAGAGAAUUUCUAUACCCUAGUAACAAAUGCGGCGCUGGACAGAGAAAGGCAGGCCGAGUACAACAUCACGAUCACCGUCACGGACUUGGGCACCCCCAGGCUGAGGACCCAGCACCACAUCACCGUGCUGGUGUCCGACGUGAACGACAACGCCCCCGCCUUCAGCCAGAGCGCCUACACGCUGCUGGUGCGCGAGAACAACAGCCCCGCGCUGCACAUCGGCAGCGUGCGCGCCACCGACGCCGACGCGGGCUCCAACGCGCAGCUCACCUACUCGCUGCUGCCCGCCGGCCGCGCGCACCCGCCGCCCGCCGCGCUCGUGGCCGUCAACGCCGACACCGGCCAGCUGUUCGCGCUGCGCUCGCUCGACUACGAGGCGCUGCGCGCCUUCGACUUCCUGGUGGGCGCCACGGACCGCGGCUCGCCCGCGCUCAGCGGCCAGGCGCGGGUGCGCGUCGUGGUGCAGGACGCCAACGACAACGCGCCCUCCGUGCUCUACCCGCCGCCCAACGCCUCGGCGCCCUGCCCCGAGCUGGUGCCGCGCGCGGCCGACGCGGGCUACCUGGUCACCAAGGUGGUGGCGGUGGACGGCGACGCGGGCCAGAACGCCUGGCUGUCGUUCCAGCUGCUCAGGGCCACGGAGCCCGGGCUGUUCGGCGUGUGGGCGCACAACGGCGAGGUGCGCACCGCCAGGCCGCUGGGCGAGCGCGACGCGCCCAAGCACCGGCUGGUCGUGCUGGUCAAGGACAACGGCGAGCCGCCGCUGUCGGCCAGCGUCACGCUGCACGUGCUGCUGGUCGACGGCUUCUCGCAGCCCUACCUGCCGCCGCCCGACGCGCCGCCGCCCGCCGCGCAGGCCGACCGCCUCACCGCGUCCCUGGUGGUGGCGCUGGCCGCCGUGUCGUCGCUCUUCCUCCUGUGCGCGCUCGCCUUCGCGGCCGCGCGCCUGUGCGGGAGGCGCGGGGCCGGCGCGCGCGCGGGCUCGCUGGGGCCCGACGGCCCCUUCCCGGGCCGCCUGGUGGACGUGGGCGGCGCCGGGACGCUGUCCCACAGCUACCAGUAUGAGGUGUGCCUGACGGGGGGCUCAGGGACCAACGAGUUCAAGUUCUUGAAGCCUGUCUUCCCUAAUAUGUAGGUCAAGACUUUGGGAGAAAAUCUGUAAAAUCCAAUCUUCCAGAAUAGUUUAGCUAUCUGGAACUUUCCCACUGCCUACAUUAUUUGUUUCCUUCACCUUUACGUUUCUUCUUUCAACCCUAUAGUAAUCUUUAAUUCUAAUUGCUUUUCUUUUAACUCUACUAUUUUCUUUAAUAAUCUUACUCUUUGUUUUAUAUUCUGGUUGCCUUGUAAUUAUUUUACUAAAUAAGGUAUUGUUAGUAAAAAUUUCUAUCAGGAAAUGUCAUAAUUGUGAUUAAAUUUUUAGUACUCAUUUCUAAAGGACAAUAUGUAAGUUAACUUCUCAAAAUACAUCACUCUAAUUUUAAAAUUUAAAAUUCUAAAUUAAAUUUUUUUUUGUGUGUGUGGGACCCUCGCCGGCUUCCUGGGAACGAACUGGCGCUGCAGAGGCUGUGGGCAGCCCUGCAGCCCAGCGCUCAACCUUUGCACCACCAGGGGAGGCCCCCUCUAAAUUUAAAAUUUGUCACAUAUGACAAAAGAUGCCUGAUUUCUUAUCACACUUUAUUUUGAAAUUAAAAGACUUUCAGUUUUUAUUAUUUACACAGCUAUGACUUUUCUACAACGCUUUUCUGUCUAGGAUGGAAUAAUUAUUACUUAUCAUGUUCAGUUUCUUCCAAACUUUGAAAGUUCAUCUCACCACUAGGCAGCAAUGUGUAUCAUUUCAUGAUAUUUAUUUUAAAGUCACACCGUUAAUCAUUAGACUCACUCUAAUAUUUAUCAUCUACUCUUCUAGUUUAAAAAUACUGAAAGACUUAUGAGUCUUCCUUAUAUCUAACUGAAGUUAGGAUUCUGCUUGGAGUCCUGAACAGACUACUAAUACUGAGAUUGACAGUUUUUACAGUGUGCCUAUAUACUCAAGGUCAGUAGACUCUAGGACCAAGUAAUACAUUACUUGCAAUUACCCUGUGCUAUUGGUGAAAAAUUCUCAAGUGAGCUCCAAUUUAUGGGCCUAGCAGAGUUUUUGAUGGCACAGCAUGCCACAAAUCUACUUGCCUUUGUAUGACCUUGUUCUAGUUGACUUUGAAAGACAAUAAAUAGUUGGAGUUAUAGUUAACCAAGGAAGACUUAUUCUUUAAAGGGUAUGGUAGUGAGACGGUUGUAUGAUUUGAAGAAAUAAUCAGGUCUGUUGUCAGAAUCCUCUACCACCAGGGGUUUUUUAAUUUUGCAGAUGCUAUAGAAUGGUGUGGUGGGCAGAAUUCUGUCCCCUAAAAAUGUCCACAUUCUAAUCCCUGGAACCUGUAAUGUUAUGUAUUGCAAUGGGACUCACACAAGGAGCUCAGAAGGUUCUGUGAAAUGCCAUACCAGCAGAAAUAUUAGCUUGAACUGAAAGGAACAGAGAAUUAAAUAAGAGAAUGCUAUUGUACCCCAAAUCCUAUAAGUAAGAAACAGACUGAUUAAAAACUACUUAGGUCCAAAUAUCUCCUGGCCUAUUUUGAAACAAUUUAAUUUAUGAGACUGUGGUCCUCCAAAUGCAAUGUCUACAACCUUUGGAUUUAGGCCAUGAGUGGGAAAAAAAUAUGAAGAAAGAAAAUUUUGUUAGAACAACCAUAAUAUCCUCACAAAGUUACUCAUCUCUUUUGCUAAGUUGUUAGCAACUCUGCUAGUGAAGACAUACUUAAAGGAUUGCUGUGAGACUUAAAAGCAGGGAAUGGAAAAGAAAUAGGAAAAAACAAAUGGUCCUGACCAAUUCUUAGCCAUGAGAAAGGAGAUAUGACUCACCCCAUAGUAUCAUAUGAUAGACUUGGAUGGUAACUUUUUUUUUUUUUGGUAACUUUUUUUUUUACUAAAAACUAACACAGGAUUAAAAAGAAAACAGAACUACUUAGCUGAAAACACAUACAACUUCUCAUUAAAAAUGGAGGAUGACUUAGAGGACAAAACUUGUAACACUGAGGAGGAAGCUUCAAACCCAGGCCUUGAAAGCAAAUAGUUUUCCUGGCAGUAUUUCUAUAUUUCUGGAGCAAGUAACACCAUUUCACUUUCCAUUUUCUCUUUUUGAACUGGAUUGUCUGUAACUAUUACCCUGACCAUCAUUGUACAGUAUGGAAAGUAGUUUCUUCAGUGUCACUGAUCCACAGAUGCAGAGGAAUUAUGUGAGGAUUAAUAGCCACAUCUCACCCAUACCUAAUUUAGAAAAUUUGAUGAUGAAAGUUGGAAUUUCUGAGUUGAUGAGAUUUAGAUGAAAUUAUGAACUUAGUUGAUACUGUAAUGAAGUGAGAUCUCUGGGGACUUGGGAUAUAUGUAUUUUUAUGUAGGGUGGAUGUGAAUCACUGGAGACCUGAAGGUGGAGGGUGGGCUGUGGUAGGGAGAAUAACGUGUCCACAAAGUAUCCAUGUUCUAAUUUCUGAAACCAGUGAAUAUCUUUAGUCUAUUUUCCUUUUUCUAACAUGGGUAUUGAAUUGAAGCAGCAAAAUUGUAACCAUGAGAUGAAUACCAUCAAACAAAGGUCUAUAUACUAAGUGUGGUAAAAUGAAAAGUCCUUAGAUUUCUUAUAAGGAUGUUAAAUUGAUGCAACAAUUCCACAUUAUUAUCUUCCAGGCUUUAUGUUGCAUGAUAUAAAUAAACCCUUAUGUGAUUAAGCAACUGUAAUUGGGUUUUCUGUUCAUUAAAGACAAUGCAUUCCAAACUGAUAUAUCUUUCCACCUCACAAGUAAGGUUAAUUUACAGUUGUCUAAGUAGGUCACAGGAUGCAGGAUGUGCUUGUAGGAAGAAUCAUUUUGAUUUCCCUUAAAGGUUAUCAAGAGAGUCCUCUGAGCAACUGAGGCUGACUUUAUAUCUUUAUUCAGUCACUCCUCAACUUGCUAAUACAAACAUACACAGAUAAUUGAGUUUUCAAAGGAAAUUUUCUAGCUAACAGCAACUCAAAAGUUGAGUUUUAGAGAACAGAAUGAGAAGGUGAGCUGAUAAGUGCCUAUGCUUUUAAACCUGCCCUAUUGGUGUCCUGACAAGACGACUAGGAUGUUUAUGCAGCAAUCUGGAACACUGGUUUCCCUAUCAGGCAGGGUCAUAGUAGGAUCAAAAUUCUUACUUAGUAAAAUAAACGGACUAGUUAUGAGUCCUGAAAAUCUUCAUAAACAAGUCAGCAAUCUACAUGUUUUGCUAGAAUAUGCCUGGGGGAAGGAUCAGAAAUUCCUUAUGCCCUUUCAGUACAUGGAGAUGCGUGAUUUGCAACAGGCCCAGAGAUCCAUGUGCCAGUAUCUACUAUUUGUUUCCUAUAUUACUUUAUCAGUACUUUAGUGGGAAAGCACUGAAUUUAAAGGCAUCUCCAAAGGAUUGAUAUUUAUGUCUUUUCUUUAAAAGUGCAUUAUUAGGGUCCUCACUGGUGGUGCAAGGGGUUAAGACGCAAUCCAUGAAGCUAUCCGUGGCCACUGCAGCAUGAGUUCAAUCCCGGGCCAGGGAGCUUCCCACAUGGCACAGUAGGCCUCUCCUGGCUUGCCCUCUGCUCCUCUCAGCAGUGUAUUUCAGUCAAUCUGCCUGUUCUGUUCCCCACUCGGUCUCUUGUGAAUCCUCUCACCCCCCACGCCUCUGGUCUGUACCCCUAUUCUUGUAUGCAUAAAUAAAUAAAUCUUUUUUUAAAAGUACAUUAUUAAUGUUCAACAUCACUUGUAAUCAGGGAAGUGCAAAUCAAAACUACAAUGAGAUACCAUCUUACACCAGUGAAAA
Molecule: messenger RNA, 6584 nt
Organism: Talpa occidentalis (Iberian mole)
Lineage: Eukaryota; Metazoa; Chordata; Mammalia; Eulipotyphla; Talpidae
Product: protocadherin beta-15-like
Biological process (GO): homophilic cell-cell adhesion
Cellular component (GO): plasma membrane
Molecular function (GO): calcium ion binding
Source: RefSeq, a predicted model, not a curated record